Messenger RNA from Emiliania huxleyi CCMP1516, 1077 nucleotides. RefSeq lists its product as hypothetical. The transcript is spliced from 2 exons. The record is from RefSeq and is a predicted model, not a curated record. NCBI's taxonomy places the organism in Eukaryota, Haptophyta, Isochrysidales, Noelaerhabdaceae. Gene Ontology annotation, cellular component: endoplasmic reticulum. Gene Ontology annotation, molecular function: iron ion binding; L-ascorbic acid binding; procollagen-proline 4-dioxygenase activity. Bases 1 to 1077 code for a protein of 358 amino acids. Gene Ontology annotation, biological process: peptidyl-proline hydroxylation to 4-hydroxy-L-proline.
AUGGCCACGCAGGACAUGGUGAUGUCCUUUCUCGACCAGCAAGUUCGCAGCAAGCUCCAGGUCCGGCCGCCCGAGGACGGCACCGCAGAGGCUGAGGCAGCGGAGGCGGAGUGGGCGGCUCGGUGGAAGACGUGGAUGCACCCGUGGCGCUGUGGAGCGCCGGCUGCUUCACCCACAGCCAGCUGCGACGGCCGACCCGUGCGAGAGAGGCUGCUGCUGCUCUCCGAGUCUCCUCUCGUCUGGGCUAUCCCCGGCUUCUGUUCUCACGAGGAGUGCGCUCGCCUCAUCCAACUCGGCGCGCGUGGACUGCAGCCUCCUCCGGGCUGGUCGCCCGAGUGGAGAGGCCGGCAGGUUGCGAAGACGACCGUGGCGGGUGGGGCGUCGAAGGAGGAGGAGGAGCGACUACUCGCCACGCUCAGAGAGAGGGUGCACUCACUGCUGGGCUCUCCGGGCGAAGGCUCGCUGGGCCUGCAGCUAUCUUUCAACGCACCCGAGGAGGAGGCGGGGCUCACGAUUGGGUUGCACACAGACCUCAACAACGGGGCCGAGUCUCGCUGGGCGACCGUCCUCCUCUACCUCAACACCGUCCCGCCACACGAGGGAGGAGCCACCGUCUUUCCUGCCGCCAGCGCGGAGCUGUCCGCGCUGGGCGUCACCAGCACCUCGGACGCAGUGAGCUUCGCUGUUGAGGAGGAUGGCGAGGUCAGCGUGGAGUGCCUCGAAGGCGGGGGUGCUGCCGCGGUCCUCACUGCCGCCGCGCAAGCUGCGGCGGCAUCGGCCCUCACCGCCGCCCCUCGCGGCAGCCGUCAGGGCGUCCUCAGCAGCCACGGCCCUAGCGGCGUCGGGCUCUGCGUGCACCCCUCCGAGGGAUGCGCCAUCCUCUUCUACUCACAGAGCGGAGGAGGAGGCGUGGAUCCCCUCUCGUGGCACGGUGGAGCCGCCGCGGCGGGCCUCGGCAAGUGGACGGUCCAGUGCUUUGCGACGCUGCCCGAGUCUGUGCGCGGCGACGAGGCGCGAACCAGAGCCUUCCUGUCCGCUCACCGCAUCGGGAGGGACGGGGACGGAGAUGUGACAUGA